AUGAUGCGACCAGCUUUCCAAUUGGCAACCCUACCACGCCGUGCGAUACCGGCAGCGAGGCAAAAUGCAACAGAGGCACUGUGGAGGAAGCAAUUCACUGCACCAACGAGAAGUUUCAAGACAACAACCCCGCAAGCAACAUAUCAAAGACCUGGCGCAUCGCAAACCCAAUUCCGCUGGUCGCAAAGUCAGACUUCAAGCUGGAUCACGUCUCGGCUCGAAACGAUCUUCAGGUCAUCACGCCGGACAUUCCGGUUCUCCGCCAGGCAGAGCAACUCGGCAGACGGUGCUGCCAAAGAGUCGCUUUCGCUCAGUCAAAGGUUGAAGAAGCUUUCGCGCGAAUAUGGGUGGUCGGCCGUUGGCGUGUAUUUGGCCUUGAGCGUUCUGGAUUUUCCUUUUUGUUUCCUGCUCGUGCGGAUCGUUGGAACCGACCGGAUUGGUCAACUGGAGCACUGGGUAGUGUCCCACGUUCAAAAAGUGAUCCCUGAUUCAGUCAAGACCUGGUGGACCGAAUACAGAGCCGCACUCAGCAAGGCCGAAACCGAGCAGCUGGGAAACAACGACAUCAGCGAUGCUGUUGAGAAGGCAACAUGGGGAGUCGAGGAAGCUCAGCGCGCCAACAAAGCGGAAGCCAGCUUGGGAACUCAGUUGGCUUUGGCAUAUGCAAUCCACAAAAGUUUCAUCUUCCUCAGAGUGCCUUUGACCGCCGCGGUUACGCCAAAGGUUGUCAAGGUGCUCAGAUCAUGGGGAUGGCAGAUCGGCAAACGGCGGAGCAAAUAA
Colletotrichum costaricense is the source of this 780-nucleotide messenger RNA. Its product is annotated as peptide alpha-N-acetyltransferase Nat2. The transcript has 3 exons. Gene Ontology annotation, cellular component: mitochondrion. NCBI's taxonomy places the organism in Eukaryota, Fungi, Ascomycota, Sordariomycetes, Glomerellales, Glomerellaceae. The record is from RefSeq and is a predicted model, not a curated record. The coding region runs from base 1 to 780 and encodes 259 amino acids.